GCCAGACAGUCACACACACACUCUAUGUAACGUGUGGAACGAGUGCACUCUCUCCCUGCGUGCGUACGGCCUUGUCUUACAUAUACUCCUCUUGCUAGCUACUCCACGACACGAAAGUACCAGAACACGCGCACACGCAGACGCACACAGAGCGAUCUAGCCCGAGAGAUAGAGAUGGCGGCCGGCGGCAUGAGCAGGGAGGAGAGGUGGAGCCUGGCCGGCGCGACGGCGCUCGUCACCGGCGGCAGCAAAGGCAUCGGCCAGGCGAUCGUGGAGGAGCUGGCGGGGCACGGGGCGCGGGUGCACACGUGCGCCAGGAGCGCGGCGGAGCUGGAGGAGUGCCGCCGCCGGUGGGAGGCCAAGGGGCUCCCGGUCACCGUCUCCGUCUGCGACGUCUCCCUGCGCGCCAGCAGGGAGCAGCUCGUGGAGACGGUCAAGCAAGUCUUCGGCGGCAAGCUCGACAUACUGGUGAACAACGCGGCACAGAUUCUUGCCAAGGCGGCCGUGGAGUGGACAUCGGAGGAGUACUCGCACCUCAUGGCGACCAAUCUAGAGUCGUGCUUCCACCUCAGCCAGCUCGCGCACCCCUUGCUCCUCAACGCCUCCAUCGCUGGAGGUAGCAUCGUCAACAUAUCCUCCCUUGGGGGCACACUUGGUUUCACGGGCCUUGCGCUUUACAGUAUGACAAAAGGAGGAAUAAACCAGCUUACAAGGAGCCUUGCUACUGAAUGGGCCCAGAACAAGAUCCGGGUGAAUUGCGUCGCCCCGGGCGCGACCAAGAGUGACAUGUUAAGCAGUCUCCCACUGGAGAUUAGAGAGAACGAGUUGGCGAGGACUCCAAUGCGGCGGGCAGGCGAGCCAGCGGAGGUGGCUGCAAUGGUGUCGUUCCUCUGCAUGCCGGCGGCAUCCUUCGUCACCGGCCAGGUCAUCGCCGUCGACGGUGGUCGGACAAUUAGUGCUUAGUUAAUUAGGAGUACCUUACCUGUAAACUCUUCUUCAGGUUGAUCAAAUAGUAAAGUAGCAGCAAGUAGUUAGCAAGGACCUGAGUGUUAUCCGCUAGUAUAAUUAUUUUGCCACAUUGUUGUUAGUUUUUAAUAUGUUUCUAAGGUUGAUUUGCC
Molecule: messenger RNA, 1118 nt
Organism: Hordeum vulgare subsp. vulgare (domesticated barley)
Lineage: Eukaryota; Viridiplantae; Streptophyta; Magnoliopsida; Poales; Poaceae
Product: tropinone reductase homolog At5g06060-like
Exons: 5
Coding region: 175-963 (262 amino acids)
Molecular function (GO): oxidoreductase activity
Source: RefSeq, a predicted model, not a curated record